GCGCUUUAACACACGCCAUAUAACCGUUGUUAAAUAUAAGCCCUCUGUUCCUUCAUGUUUCUCCCGCCCGUUUUUCAGUGUAAUUUUGCACGUAAAUCUGUGUGAAAGUAACGAAUUUAUUUAUCCAAAAAGCAAGAACCUAUAACGAGUAUAAGUUGAACGUUACAUCAAGUUUCACAACUUUUGAAUACGCGCGAACUUGCUAUUCAAAUUGCUGUUCAAUCCAGCGACUACUUCAAGGACUUGAUGAAUAAUGGCUAUGCAUAAUGAUCAAACAAAUUUACUCUGUACUCCACGACGUGCCCAGAAAUGUCUAUUUGCACCUAGUGGCAGUUCUUGCAAGAAGAACCUGUCUCAAGACUCAAGUUACAACAGAGACAUUGAAGUGAUCUCAGAGGAAGAUUCAGAUUUAGGACCCAUGUCACCCCUAGCUCUUACUGAUCGAAGCCCAAGUAGCUGUGAGAGUUCUCCAGGCAGAGAUUUUGUUUCUCCUCUCGCGACACCUGAAAAAUCACCUUCUUUACCUGUUACAUCUCUCUCCUGGGAUCGUUUGAUACCAAAUGGGCGUAAUACGGAAGAUUACACAUCGUUCAGCUCGCUCAAGAAACUCAGCAGAGCAGCUAGAUACUCACCGAGGUGUAACGCAGCAACUAAUAACUAUCCUAAAUCUAUGUCGCCUUCUCCAGUCAAGCAGAUUAUGGAAUCAUUAACACCUAAAUGCUCAGAAAUGAGUGCAAUGACCGAUGAGAUAAUACCAGAUACACCUCAGAGAAGCUUCGCUACUGAAAUUCAAAAUCAGAGUAUCACGGAGACGCCUCGAAAAGGUGGAACUCCUGGUCAGCACAGGUUGAUCACACCCUUGGGUUCUAUAACGAAAUCAGCGCUGUUGCCGAAAUUACACAGACGGAAGUCUCUUGGUACGCUUGAAGCGAACGAAAACAUCUCUCCCGAGCAAAAGGAAAACACGUUGAAGAGACACGCACGCGAUCAACUGUUGAUAACUCCAGCGAAGCUUUUCAAGGCGGACGACACUUCGGCGCCUCGAGCACGUGCGGCACUGUUCCAAGAAAAGAAAACAGAGGCUUCCGCGAUUAAUAUGUCGUUGAGCACAAAAACGUUUUACAGCAACAACAGAAAGUCUGAACGAGCUUUUGUUGUUAACAGUUUCAGGGAUAAUGACAUGAAGAGAAGACGGAGUUUACCAGCACAGAGCAGCAGCAGCAGACGUUCAUUGAAGAAGCAGAGAUUUGGCAUGAUUAACGUCGGUGUGUGGCACGGUAUCAAGAAACCGAAGUCUAAACUGAAUCCGAAGGCAUUGAAGAAAAAGGCCCAGCAACUCGCGCAGGAUGCUGAGGUCUCAAGCGAGAAUCAAGAGAAUAAGAGUCCAUCCGCGGAACAAUUUCAACCGGUAAUGGAAGCGAACACGACUGCGAAGAGAGCUUUUUCGCCGGAGAUCGACGAAAAUAAACGGUUUUUCAAGACCAUCAGAUCAAGUCAGGCCGCUACGGUAACAGUGAACAAAAAGAUCAAGCUGAAAGUCGCAGAUGGUAAGAUCCAAUUGAAUAAAAAACACGGCUUCUCGACGAACGGGCGCAACAAGCAAGGAGCGAAGGCCCUUACGGAUGUCCCUUACGACGCCACCGAUCUCACCGUGGAUGAGCCAGGUGUUGAAGCCACGUUGGAGAAAAACAAGGUCGCUAACAUCUUGAAGAUACUGGAGGACGACUGGGCGGAUGACGAUUACGAUAAGAUGGAGACAUUGAUCACGAACACCGUUUCCCCAUUGAAGUCGACGACGUUACCACAAGACGCGAUCAUGUCUCCUGCAAGUGAACUCAGUAACAUGGCUUCGACAAUGAACAUCAAGGACGUUACUUCCCUAACGAACUUUGGCAAUCUUUCGCUCAACAAUACAGAGAACAACAACAAUCCCGCGGAAACUAACAAGGAGCCUGAGAAAAGAUACUUCCCAUUAUUUACCAAAGGAUACACUGCACAGGUUGAUCUUCCUAAGCAAACUGAGGGGAUUAGUAAAUCGACGAAGAAAAGCACGCAGUGGCAGCUAUCUGUGAAAGGCGGACAAGAUCAGUAUCAGUUGGAUGCUGGUCAGAAACAUUUCGGUGCUACUCAGUGUCCAGAGUGCAAUGUUGUGUAUCAGUUGGGCGAUGCAGAGGACGAAAACGCUCACUUGAACUAUCACAAUAGCAUACGGACUUUGAGAUUCCAAGGAUGGAAAAACGAACGUGUCAUGUCGGAAGAUCCUUUUACGUCGAGCAGAGUAAUCCUGGUGGAGCCGAAUGAUCCUAAACAGUACUGGAAAAAAGUGUCGGACAUCCUGGCUGUUGUAGAUAGAGAUCUAGGAUUGGCGGAUAUGAAGCUGUCGGACUAUGAAAACAAGAAAGUCUUCCUAUAUAUACGCGAGAAGAAUGUACUCGGAGUGUUAGUAGCGGAGCAUAUUAAAACGGCACAUCGCAUGAUUCCCGAGCUGAUCGAAUUGGAUUGUUGCACUGCUGAAAGUACGCCUACGAAAUGCGGUAUCAAUGUAGUUUGGACUGCGAUGAGUCAUCGUAGGCAGGGCAUAGCCACUAAGCUCGUUAAUACUUUGAGGGCCAAAUUCUUCUACGGUUACGUGAUGUCACUGGAUGAUAUAGCGUUCUCAACACCAUCCCCGAGCGGCAAAAUCUUCGCCGAAAAAUACACGAAAACUCGGAACUUUAAAGUUUACAGCUAAAUCGCAGAUUCGACAUACAUAUUUUGUUAUUUUUAAAUUUCCUUUUUGCAGUUUUAUACAUUUCGUAUUUAAAAAAUAAACUUUCUUACUAUUAUAAAAUUAAUAUAUUUAUUAAUUUGUGUUUUUAAAUAUUUUAUAUUAAUAUAGCAAAGUAUACAUUUUUUUCAAUACAAAAACUAAAAAUUUAAUAUAUAAGUUUAUAGUUAUAGAUGCUAAUGCAGGCUAUUUCAGACUGUUGGAAAUAAGUAGUAAAUUUAGUGAUAAAUAUGUGAACUUGGAUACAUUAUUAUUAGAACAGGUACAAUUAAUCUAACUAACAUUAUAAAAUUAUUUUCAAGAUUUGUGCCAUGAUUGAUUUAAAUUCUGUAUCUAGUUCUAUCUAAUUCUGUGUUCACAUACACCUUCAUGCACCUAUGUAAUAAAUAAAUAAGAAUAACAUAGCGUGAGAAAA
Messenger RNA from Odontomachus brunneus, 3182 nucleotides. It is a transcript of the gene eco, whose product is annotated as N-acetyltransferase ESCO2. The coding region runs from base 254 to 2731 and encodes 825 amino acids. Lineage: Eukaryota; Metazoa; Arthropoda; Insecta; Hymenoptera; Formicidae. Gene Ontology annotation, biological process: mitotic sister chromatid cohesion. The record is from RefSeq and is a predicted model, not a curated record. Gene Ontology annotation, cellular component: chromatin; nucleus. The transcript has 6 exons. Gene Ontology annotation, molecular function: protein-lysine-acetyltransferase activity.